AGAUUGUAGGGCAGAAGGAGGGGAGAAGAGUGAAGGUUAGAGAACAGUGAAACUUUCCACUCCAACCCCUUCUUGAAGAUCUCUAAUUUUUCUUGUUUUUCUCACCUAUCAUUUCUUCAACACUACCAACACCCCUGCCCCAACAUACGGAGUUUGGGACAAGACAGAGAGAUCCGGAAUAUGGAGGCACUUGUUGUUUUCUUGAUCCCUCAGAUCACCAGCAUGAUUUAUUCAAUUUAAAUACUUGAAAUUAUCCAAAGCAAGGAGUCAAAUAUGCUUGCGUGUUUUCUACAACCACAGAGUUGGUUUGCACAGAUAAAACCCAGUCCUUUACAUGCGCUCGUUUACGCCCUUGAAAAAAGCAGCAAAAGACAGUUGAAGAAAGGAGUUUUCUCAGUCCUGUCCCUGUCCCGUUCCGUGAGUGUAAGGGUUCGGGCAUCUCAUAAACACUGCUGAAUUCUUGGCCCAUCUCCACGCCAUAUAAUACACGAAAACCUGCACAUAUAUAGAAGAGAGAACGAAAGAGGAGGGAAGUGUGUGUAUCCUUCAUUUAUAACAUUGUAUCUCUGCAUUUCAGAACUCUUGAUCAUUCAUAUUUAUGCAGUUGCUAAAUAUUUCAUCAAAGGUGGAAUACUAAUGUAGAACAGCUUUAUUUUUAAUAGGAAAGCCUUAAAAUAGUCUGUUAGUAAAUUGCAAGUGUCGAAUGAUUUCAAAUGUAAUCUCUUAAAUUCCCCUGUCCCCUCCCCCUCAAUAAAAAGCUUGCUGCAGAUUGUAGAAGGAUUUGAGUCUGCAGCUAGAGCGAGGGGGAUUAGGGAGAGAGCAGUUUAAGUUAAAUUGUGCUGCAUAUAAAAAAAUGGGCGGAUUGGUCUCUAGAUGGAGAGACUGGUACCACCUUCCUUUCUAAAAUAAAAUCUCUCUGGCAUGAAGUCACUGCCUAUUUCACAUCCGGUUUACCCUGGGACGUAUUACUACUGUCUUGGUAAAGAGAGAUCUUUUGUUGUAUAUCUGCAGACCGAAUAUUGGGAAGAAAUUUGGGUGUGAAAUCUUCAACAUUGAAGUACAGAAGAUUCCAUGAUGCUUCAGACUGUAUGAGUGAGAGACAGAGCCAGGGACAACAUUCGGCUCCAGUCCCUGAGCCAUCCCAUACUCUCACCAGCUCAGAUUUCUUGGCGAUUUUCUCUGGCAGACUUUCCAUCCUCCCUUCCCAAUCCCCCCUGCCCCCCGCCCGCUUCUUCAGAGAUCCAGUGCCUGGAGGGGGCCGGAGGAAAAUCCAAGAUGAAAAGAAGACUUGGUUUUUCUAAAUAUUUUUGGGCCUGGGCACUCCUUCUGAAUGCACUGUCUGGAAAAAGCUUUGGACAAACUUCACUACAAGAUGAAAUUAAAGACAAUACCACUGUAUUUACAAGGAUUUUGGAUCGCCUCCUAGAUGGGUAUGAUAACCGCCUGAGACCAGGAUUGGGAGAGCGUGUAACUGAAGUGAAGACUGAUAUCUUCGUCACUAGCUUCGGACCCGUUUCAGACCAUGAUAUGGAAUAUACAAUUGAUGUAUUUUUUCGUCAAAGCUGGAAGGAUGAGAGACUAAAAUUUAAAGGGCCCAUGACAGUUCUUCGGUUAAAUAAUCUAAUGGCAAGUAAAAUUUGGACUCCUGAUACCUUCUUUCAUAAUGGAAAGAAAUCUGUGGCCCACAAUAUGACUAUGCCAAACAAGCUGCUUCGCAUUACAGAGGAUGGCACUUUGCUGUACACUAUGAGAUUGACUGUGCGAGCUGAAUGCCCAAUGCACCUUGAAGACUUCCCAAUGGAUGCCCAUGCCUGUCCACUGAAAUUUGGAAGCUAUGCUUACACAAGAGCAGAAGUUGUAUAUGAGUGGACACGAGAACCAGCAAGAUCAGUGGUUGUAGCAGAAGAUGGGUCCCGACUAAAUCAAUAUGAUCUCCUUGGACAAACUGUGGAUUCUGGAAUUGUCCAGUCUAGUACAGGGGAAUAUGUUGUCAUGACCACCCAUUUCCACUUGAAGAGAAAAAUUGGCUACUUUGUUAUUCAAACAUACUUACCCUGUAUAAUGACUGUUAUCCUCUCCCAAGUUUCUUUUUGGCUCAACAGAGAGUCUGUGCCAGCAAGAACUGUCUUUGGGGUGACAACUGUCCUUACUAUGACCACCCUGAGUAUCAGCGCCAGAAAUUCUCUUCCCAAAGUGGCCUAUGCCACAGCCAUGGAUUGGUUUAUUGCAGUGUGUUAUGCCUUUGUAUUUUCAGCAUUGAUUGAAUUUGCCACCGUAAAUUAUUUCACAAAAAGGGGUUAUGCUUGGGAUGGCAAAAGUGUUGUUCCAGAAAAGCCAAAGAAAGUAAAGGAUCCACUCAUUAAGAAAAACAAUACCUAUGCUGCCACAGCAACAAGCUACACCCCUAACAUCGCUCGGGGGGAUCCUGGGUUAGCCACCAUUGCUAAAAGUGCAACAAUUGAACCCAAAGAAGUCAAACCUGAAACAAAACCACCAGAGCCCAAGAAAACUUUUAAUAGUGUCAGCAAAAUUGACCGACUUUCAAGAAUAGCGUUCCCAUUGCUUUUUGGAAUCUUUAACCUAGUUUACUGGGCCACAUAUUUAAACAGAGAGCCUCAGCUUAAAGCCCCAAACCCACAUCAAUAGUCACUUUAACUUUCAUAGUCUUGUUCAGUCUUUCCACGCCGGGAAUUGCUUUCUGUAUUCAACCCAGUAAUUCCCGUUUACUUCAUUGCCUCCGUCUUAAAGAAACUGAAGGUUUCCUUAAUUUAAAAAUAAAAUAUAUUAGGACAAGAAACCCUAUAUGGUAAAUCCAAGGUUCUAUGGUAAAUAUACUUGGGAAACUGGAUUUAAGAGAGGAAAUGAGAAAAAAAAACAAGAUCAUGGAAAAGAAGAAGGAGGGAGGGGGAGAAAGAGAGAGAGAGAGAGAGAGAGAGAAAGAGAGAGAGAGAGAGAGAAAGAGAGAGAGAGAGAGAGAGAGAACAAAAGAGGUAGGAAAAAUGAGAAGAGUAUUAAAAAUACUCAAUAAUAUCACCAAAUUUUGUAUAGAUAUCAUAUUGUCAAAUUCCCUAACAAAGAUAAUAUAUAUGAAAAUAUUUUUAUGCAAAAUAUUUAAGAGAAAUAUAACUUGUUUAACAGUAAAAAUAAAUCUUACUUCGUUGUUGUGUAGAUUAUAUAUUUAUUCUUCUGUUAAUUAAAAUAAUGUACGGAUUUGAUUUUUGAGUGUUACAAGUUCUGGAUAACAUUUAUGCUAAUUCUAUUUUUAAAUCCCCAGGCUUAUUGUUAUAGAGGUAAAUGCUAUUUUAAAAAUCUAUGGAAAUUUCAUAUUUUAAGGUGCAUUGAUGAAUGCUUCAAUCUGUCAUUUAUUGUCAUUGUUGUUUUUAAUGAACUGUCUAGAUGAGACAUCAUUUGAAUACCAUACUCAAUAGAAUAAAAAAAAAAAUCUUCCCCAGUGAAAAAAAGCUAAUCCCAAUAGAACCUAAGUCCUAAAAGAGGUUGGUUCUUGUCUUGAAAAUGUUCUAAGAAGGGGCAAAAAAGUAUUUUUCAAGCUCUAGAUAUGUUGAAUGUAUUAUUUUCUAUAACACUACAUUAAAAGCUUUAGAUUGAAAUUUAUGAAUAGCAGACAAAAAUAGAAUAUUUAAUAUAUGUAAAUAAAUGGCAUGAGAUUGUACAUUUUUUUUUUACUUUUUUAAAAGUUGUGUUCUUAAAAUACUGUUCAGGGCUCACCUCUGUUAGGUAUCAAUAUGUUGUUAUAUGCUGUGGAAACAUAUUUAGAGUCUGCAUAAAAAACUAUAGGAAACUUUAAGAGCAUAAAAUACAAAGAUAUUGGUUGGAAUUAUACAGAUUGGAAGUAAAGCUGGCAAUUAAAAAAAAUAUCUGAUAUGGAGCAGUAAGUAAAUUACUCUCUGUUCCAGUAAUAAAGAAAUAUUCAAAUUUAGGCUACUGUGUGGUAGUGAAAAUACUUUUUUUUAAUUGUUCCAGCUAGAAAAUCAUCUGUAUAUUACUGCUAUAUUUGCUGAUACAUAACUGUUAAAAUAAGUGAUGUAAGAUAUGUAGCAUUCAUUAUGAAACAAACAUCAUACGCAAAAGAAUGUACAGAAAAUAGAUUUUAUUGAUUAAACUUACUACAUUUCAUUUUUACUGUAGCAAUAUCUUUGUAGGAACACUAUGUAAGGGCUUUAAAUAUACAAUGUCCAUUUUGCAGGUAAACUAUUUAUUAUUCCCUAGGAAGUAAUUGUAGUCUGUUUCAUUACUGCUGACAAGUUUUAGAGAUAAACAUUUAAGUAGAGGGUAUUUUUGCAGUGCUUUGAUUGAAAAGAGUUUUGAAGAUAUUUAAAUUCAGUAAUCCAGAACCCAUGGGCCAUGUUCUGAAGGCAUUUAAAACACCACCACAUGGAACUUCAGCAGCAUUGUUCAGUGAGACAAUUAAAUUUCUGUCAUAAAUAAAGAGCAACAUUUGGUCAAUAAUAAAAAACAAAUUACUACCAUACACAGAAACUCAAACAUGCAUAUUUGGUACUGCCUAAACUUGAUGGGUAUAUCUGAAGUUGACCUAAGGAUGUCUCACCUUCUGCUGUCAUGUGUAGAUAUAUGUAUAAAAAACAAGAAAACAAUAAAAUAUGGCUCUUUAACUUCUCUGUACCUGUUUAUCUUGUUCUCUUUUUUUAGUGUUAAAAACCAGUGUGUUCAUUUAGAGCGUUUUAUGCUCCAAGUUACUCAUAGCUUACUUUUGGUCUGCAUUUUGCAAAAUAGAAAUGGUUAUUACUUAAGUAGUCUGCUUUUGCUAUGCAAUGAUGGCAUUAUAUGACCUCUUAUUUUGUUAGUAUAUGUGGAUAGUAGUUUAUUGUAUGAAUUGAUUGCACAGUUUAUCAAAGACCAGAUACUCUAUGUAGUUUUUCUACAGUGCUUUGCUAAAUCAACCAUGUAAUACUAGUAAGUCUUCCUUGAAAAUAAUGGUACACUCUUAUAGAGGACAGUUUCUGUUUACUCCUGGGAUAAUUUUAAAAAUGACAUUGAAUGUUUAUUGCACUUCAGUGCAGUGAUGUGGCAAUAAAACCUAAAACUAAAAGAGGUUGUUUAUGGCAGACGCAUGCACUGCUUUACAAAGUUUAGCAAAAGCUCUUUAUUUUAUGUCAGGCUGUAAUUCUAUUAUAAUAAUAAAGCUGAAACUAUUCAAUAACAAAAUAAA
Messenger RNA from Monodelphis domestica (gray short-tailed opossum), 5188 nucleotides. The record is from RefSeq and is a predicted model, not a curated record. NCBI's taxonomy places the organism in Eukaryota, Metazoa, Chordata, Mammalia, Didelphimorphia, Didelphidae.